AUGUCCACACCUGAGCAACGAUUUUGGUUGGCAGCCUUGCUGUUGCUCUCGAGUCAGCAUUCCGGAGUCCACGGAUUCGGAAUAAAUCUGAUGAAGGUUCCAACGGAGGAUAAGGGACUGGAAGCUUGCACCCUGGCAUUGCUGCGGAAAUAUUUUGAUUCUGGGGAUGGACUCUCCGGCUCAGUACUCUGCUUCAAUCGUAAUUAUCAGUUGCCCAAUAUCGAAGGGCAGUUUCUAAGAGGUAUGAACAAUUAUGAGAAGUAUCCUUGGAGCCUUGUGAUAACCAACUCCAGGGAGGGUCCUUCCACAUCGAAUUUUCUUAUGAACGAGAAGCCACAGUGCUAUUUCCUCAUUGUGGAGAGCCUGGAAGAUGAGGACCUAGAUGAGGUAUUCGAGCACUGGAAAGGCAUGGUCAACUGGAAUCCUCUGGCCCAGUUCGUCGUCUAUUUGGCCAGUUUGGAGGAAACGGACGAGGAGAUGACUGACCUAAUGGUGGAACUUCUUCUGACCUUUAUUAACAAGAGGAUCUUCAAUGUGAAUGUUAUAGGGCAGAGCGAGGAAAACCAAGUUUACUACGGCAAAACCGUAUUUCCCUACCAUCCAGACAAUAAUUGUGGUAAUCGCGUGAUAUCUGUGGAAUUACUGGAUGCCUGCGAUUAUCCGAGUGAAGAAACGGAGAUCGAGGACGAAAAUGAUGGAGAGGAGGGAGAUGGAUACCAGGAGGAGGGAGAUGGAGACCAGGAAAGUGGUGAACAGUUUGAGGAAAGUUCACAGGCUAAUACUAGUCAUGAAGUUAAGGAGAAUAAUAUAAACACGGGAGAAACUGUAACUGUUGAAAAUAUGUCACCAAGCCAAGAGAAUUAUGAUGAAAAUGAUAACGCUGAUGAGUCCCCUAACAAUACAACAGAUGUCGAUGAACUAGAGAAUGAUUUGAGUUUCAAUUUCUCUAAGCCGGCAGCCACUAUUGAGGAAUUUUUUCAGGCGAAGUUCGAGGAUAAAUUCCCCCGCGAUCUCAGUGGAUGUCCUCUCACAGCAUCGUUUCGUCCAUGGGAACCCUAUAUCUUUCGCAACAGCGAGGAGCAGCCCGUUGACUACUACUACGGCUUGCAUGGGGAUGGAGAUGACUACAACGACACAUCUCCAAAUUAUGGGGAAGCGGACGAUGAGAGCUAUGCUGAUCCAGAGGAGGACGGUGAUGGAGCCAUUUUAGGCACUGAAACUGAGUCUGGUGAAAAGUUCAAGUUGAGUGGAAUCGAGUACCAAAUGGUGCAGACCAUCGCCGAACGCCUGCACGUUACCAUCGAAUUGCAGGGCGAAAACAGCAAUUUGUACCACCUUUUCCAGCAACUGAUCGAUGGUGAAAUAGAGAUGCUAAUCGGUGGAAUAGAUGAGGACCCGAGCAUCAGUCAGUUCGUGUCCAGUUCCAUUCCUUAUCACCAGGACGAACUCACAUGGUGUGUGGCCAGGGCAAAGCGCAGACAUGGGUUCUUCAAUUUCGUGGCCACUUUCAAUGCGGAUGCUGGAUUCCUGAUCGGAAUCUUUGUGGUCACAUGCUCUCUGGUGGUUUGGCUGGCUCAACGCGUCUCUGACUUCAAACUGCGAAAUCUCAAUGGAUAUUUCCCCAUCUGCUUGAGGGUGUUGGGAAUCUUGCUUAACCAGGCCAUUCCCGCACAGGAUUUUCCAUUUACUUUAAGGCAAUUGUUUGCGAUUUCUUUUCUAAUGGGCUUUUUCUUUAGCAAUACAUAUCAGAGUUUUCUGAUCAGCACACUGACAACUCCACGUAGUUCCUAUCAGAUCCACACUCUGCAAGAGAUCUAUAGCAAUAAAAUGACCGUGAUGGGCACCUCCGAGAAUGUGAGACACCUGAACAAGGAUGGGGAGAUCUUCAAAUACAUUCGCGAAAAGUUUCAGAUGUGCUACAAUUUAGUGGACUGCCUAAAUGAUGCAGCUCAACACGAACAUAUUGCCGUUGCUGUUUCCAGGCAGCACUCCUUCUACAAUCCUCGAGUCCAACGGGAUCGUCUCUACUGCUUCGAUCGACGAGAAUCCCUGUAUGUCUAUUUGGUUACCAUGCUACUGCCGAAGAAGUACCAUCUCCUGCACCAGAUCAACCCGGUGGUUCAGCAUAUCAUCGAAUCGGGUCAUAUGCAAAAGUGGGCACGCGAUCUGGACAUGCGACGCAUGAUCCACGAGGAGAUAACAAGGGUGCGGGAGGAUCCUUUCAAGGCUCUCACCUUUGAUCAGUUUCGCGGGGCCAUCGCCUUUUCCGGAGGACUUCUGCUGGUUGCUUGCUGCGUCUUUGCCUUUGAGUUGUGCUACUUUAAAUGUGUUUAUCGGUCUAAAAAAAAGGAAAAGAAAAGGAAAAUUUCUCGAAAAAAAGUGCAUAAUAUUAAAGUUGUACAUGAUUAG
Messenger RNA from Drosophila erecta, 2409 nucleotides. RefSeq lists its product as uncharacterized. Bases 1 to 2409 code for a protein of 802 amino acids. The record is from RefSeq and is a predicted model, not a curated record. Lineage: Eukaryota; Metazoa; Arthropoda; Insecta; Diptera; Drosophilidae. The transcript is spliced from 4 exons.